Arachis stenosperma is the source of this 2059-nucleotide messenger RNA. RefSeq lists its product as uncharacterized. The record is from RefSeq and is a predicted model, not a curated record. The transcript has 8 exons. Bases 790 to 1869 code for a protein of 359 amino acids. Lineage: Eukaryota; Viridiplantae; Streptophyta; Magnoliopsida; Fabales; Fabaceae. Gene Ontology annotation, cellular component: membrane.
UCACAUUCUCUCUCUUUCUGAGUAGAUUCCUGAACACAAAAGCUAAGAAGCAAAGCAUCUUCUCUUCCCGUACCUAUACAUAACAUAACAUAACAAAUUCCCCUCCUUUGCUUUCCCUUGCAAGUUUCAAACUUUUUUUCCUUGCUUAACAAGAACAACACUUCAAACAAACAUUGCCACCUUUGUUUUGUUUUCACAUUUUUUAAUAAUCAAGUCUUAUAACUGUCGGUGUUUCUUUUAUGUGCAUAAAUCAACCCCAAAGUUUGGAAUAUCUACGUAAUCCAAAUAAUUAUGCUUAAUGCAGUCAAAAAAUGUGUCAAGAGUUUCAACUUUUUAGUCAUUGAAUGGCCCCCAAGUUUCAACUAGAUAACUCUUCCUUCUGUUUGUGAAAAUGCAUGAGAAACUCAUGAGAAACUCUCUCUCUCUUUCUCUCUCUCUCUCCCCAUUCUGUUGCUUCAUCAUUUCUUCAUGAUGUUUAUGGUGCAGAGUCCUCUGCUUUCCGUUUUGGGUUCUCUCUCCUUUUCUUAAAUUUUAGCAUGAGGGGCUAAAAAAUUGAACUUGAACCAUAAGUCCAUAACCCACUUCACAAGUUUAAAACUUUUUCACAUUUUUGUGUUCUUUGGUUUAUGAGAGUAAUCAAUUUGUUUGGUGUUUGUUCAGUUUGUUCAUUCAUUCUUUGAAGUUCAGCCCUUUUUUCUGCUUUGUAAACACUGUUUAACAUAUUGGAGGUGGAAAAACAGUGAGAAAUCUGAGAGUCACAAUAAGAAGAAGAAAGUAAAGUGACUCAAAAUGAGUUUUCUGACAGGAACUUCCAAAGGGUCAUGGCAGCCAAUAAUGACUGCAAAGACAAACACUCAGAGUUACUGGCUAAACUGGAGGGUCUUUCUUUGUACCAUAUGGAUCCUUGUUACCUUAAUCUUCUCAUCAUUUCUUAUUUGGAAGUAUGAGCAUGUGAGGAAAAAACCAGCAAGGAACAAUGGUGAUGGUGGCAAUGGUGAAAACCUUGAAGAAGAAGAAGAAGAAGAAAGAACUUCAGCAACUUUGUAUGAGGAUGAGACAUGGAGGCCUUGCCUUAAAGGGGUUCACCCUGCAUGGCUUCUGGCUUUUAGAGUUCUUGCAUUCAUUAUUCUUUUGGUGCUUCUGAUUGUAAAUGCUGCUGUGGAUGGAGGACGCAUUUUCUACUAUUACACUCAGUGGACUUUUACAUCAAUCACCAUUUAUUUUGGGCUUGGAUCUUUGCUUUCCAUUCAUGGAUGUUACCAGCAUCAUAAGAAAGCAACAGGUGAUAAGGUUGAUAAUGUGGAUGGAGAUGCAGAGCAAGGAUUCAAUGGUGACCCUGCACUUCCACAAAGUUCUAAUGCAUUCGACCAAGAUAAAAUCUUAGCAGCCCCGAAGGAACAUCUCGUUCGCCAACAUGCGGGAACUUGGGGUUAUAUCUUUCAAAUAAUAUUCCAGAUGAAUGCAGGUGCUGUAUUGCUCACUGAUUGUGUAUUUUGGUUCCUAAUUGUUCCAUUUCUAACGAUCAAAGAUUACAACAUAAAUUUUUUGAUAAUCAAUAUGCACACAAUCAAUGCUGUUUUCCUCAUAGGUGAUACUGCUUUGAAUUCCCUGCCGUUCCCUUGGUUUCGAAUCGGAUACUUUUGCCUGUGGACAGUAACAUAUGUGAUUUUCCAGUGGAUGGUUCAUGCUUGCAUCUAUCUCUGGUGGCCAUAUACAUUCCUUGACUUGUCAUCUCCAUAUGCUCCAUUAUGGUACUUUGCUGUGGCAUUGCUGCAUAUUCCUUGCUAUGGUGUAUUUGCUUUGAUAAUGAAGCUGAAACAUCAUGUGCUGUCAACGCGGUACCCUGAUAAAUAUCUAUGUUCUAGAUAGCUAGAAAGAUAAAGAUAGAUAACAUGACUUUGGCAUUAGGAUUAAGCAACCUUUGAUUUUCUGAAGAAUAUUACUUUUUUUUUUCCCAUAGGAAUAAGGAAGAGAAGGAAUGUACAACCAAAAAUAGUCACAAUGUAGUGUAUGAACUCAUAUUCAUAUAGUUAAAUAUAUCAGUCUUUCUUUUGUGUAA